UGAAAAAGAGCGCGCAAGAGCAGAAAGUGUGAAGAAAAUAAGCGUUAAAAUUUCAUAAUGAUGGACAAAAAGGAAUAUUUCAUGAAGAACAUUGAAGAUCUAAGUGGUUCGUUUAUUUUAAUGUUAGCGGUUUUUGUAGGAGUUUGCCUGGGAUGGUUUCUCAGAGGACUAAGGUCAAACGGAAACAAUGAUCAAGAGGUAUGCUAUAAAAGACAUAAAAUGGCCUAAACUUUAAUAUAAUUACAAUGCUGAUUAUUUGAGUUAUUCCAAACUCUUAGCGACACUAUGUUUUAUGAUUAUUCUUUUGUAAGUUAACAUAUCCUUUAUUAUUGUACAAAACUUGUUUUAAAAAUUUUUAUUACACCACAGGCAACCCAGGUAUAUUAUUGUUCAGUAACACAAUACUGUAAUAUAAAUACAUUAUUGUCUGGACAAUGAAGUUGGGAUGAAUGCUGUGAUUUUCAUUCUUUUCACCCAUCAUAAUUUUAAGCUGUACCUUGAAUGGAGCAAUGCAGGGGUGUUUUGCAGAACGCAGAAUGCAGAAUGGCAUUGUUCUCAAUAUGCAAAUGAAGCGAGAAAACAAUUUAGCAUUGUUUUUUACCCUUUGAGAACAAUGCCAUUCUGCAUUCUGCAAAAUAUCCCUGCCCGAGAUGCCAUCCUUUGUUGAUUUGCACUUUGGAGGCUUUCUCUUUUCAGUACUUACUCUCCCUGGCCGCCACGCUACCCCCCCCCCCCCCCCCCCAUCUCUACCCCUACCUACUCAGCCCAAAUCAGACUCAUUGUAACAAGAAUUCAAAGAUAUAUUUCAAGGACAUAAGCAAGGUUCAGAUGGAAAAAUGCUGAACUGAAACUCAUUUCUAACAUGCAAAGCAAAAUAAUAGCCUGAGAAAACAGACAUUUCACAACACCACUGGGAAACCACUGGUGGCAUCACAAAAUGUCAUCUGUUUUGUCAGGCUGAGCAAAUAAUAUUAUAAGUUAACUCACCCACAAAGCUCAAAGUGAUUGCAAUUAGACCUAGUGCACAUAAGAUCAUAUAUUUGAAUGCUAUUUUGCGCCUAAUAAAUAAUAAAUUAAUAUAAUUAUCAAUACAAACUUUAGUUUCGUCUAAACUGCCAGCCAUCUCUUUGCCCCAUACCCCAAUAAUUAUUAGUAGCAAGGCAUUCAGGGAGAGGGUGGGCAAAGAGAUGGCUGAUAUCUCAGUCUGUCCAAAAAACAUGCUUUUUACUCUAUUAUCUUCCUGGUUGUUCUAGUCUGUAACCUCAGUGUCAGAUGGAUUUGGAGAAUUUAAAAUGGUUUUAGUUGUAAGGCAAGAUCUUGGAAUGGGCAAAGGAAAAAUAGCUGCACAAGUAGGUAAACUGAAACCAACAGGUUAAACUCCUUAACUUAGCUGAUGGUACAGGAUGUAAUCAAAAUAUUAAUUUCUAUGCCAGAUACAUGUAACAGUGCAUCCUGGACACAACAACAAAAGCUUGGUUCUCAUAAAAUUAUUCAGAUUGCAUUGAACACCCAAGUUGUCUCAAAAUUUGUUAACUUGUCAGAUCAAGAAGAUCAAAUGGAAAUGUUGUAAUUCCAGAUUUUUAUUAUCUUGCUUUAAAAUUUAUUUCCCUUUGUUUUGGGAAUGGGACAACAAGGCUGUGUCCUAAGGAAAGUUGAAAGGAGCCCAGUGCUCUGAACCUGUGAAAUCCAAGUUGCCCAGCAUAUGAUUUCUGUGAAUAAGAUUUUCUAGUCGCCUGGUAGCAAAAUUGGGUGCCUUGGUAAGAUAAUGAGACUGAAGUAACAGAAAAUGAAAUUUAAACUAAGGAUAAAAUUGAAUCAGAACAGAAUUGCCUCUGAUAAUGUGUAAGGUGAUCCAAAUGAUUAGAGUGAUUUCAGGACUUUAUCUUAGAAGAACUGAAAGCUAUACAUAGGCUAGUUUUUAUUUCAUCAUCGGGAUAUCCCUAAAUUCCAAGAAUAAAAAUAACCAACAAUCAACACUUAGUGAUUGUGAGGAAAGAGAUCAUCUUUGUCCAUUAAUCUCCUGUCAUCAUUUAACAACUAAGUUUCCUGUGCUUAUUUCUAUUUUAUAGUGUUGUCAUGCAGCUGUUGGUCUUUGUAAGCAACUUGAAAGAAGUAAUCCAAAGGUAGAGAAAUGUGAAUACAAGAAUACUUUAGUUUAAUAAUCUUUUAUGCAAUCUGGUGUAUAAACUCACCAAGUGACCACUAACAGUUUUGAUUCUGUUUCUUUCUAUUUAAAAGCUUUUACAUCAGUGGGAGUCAACAGCAUGUGCUAAAGUAGUUGUGAAAGCCCCAGAUGAAUCAUCUCUGUAAGUAACAAAAAGUAGAAAAUUAAUGUUCUAGGCCUGUAUGCAUUUUAAGACACACCCAUUGUCAUUUAAUCCGAAUCAGAAAAUGGAGACAAACUUGAGUACAACUUAUUUCCGAAAUACAUUAAUUGCAUAGUCAUGAGAUCAUUGUUCUUUGUUCAUAAGGAUUGAACUUGCCAGGAAAGGUCGAUCUAUAGGCUUGGAGGUCUGCCUCAUAAGAGAUGCAGGAAGGACACAAAUAGCACCUGGAUCAAAGACUGUGCUUGGUGUAGGACCUGGUAAUUUUUCAAUUUCAUUUAAUAAUUAUUACUCCCUCUAACCUGUCAUUAUCUGUUACGGAGCAGGGCUAACUUGAACAUCCAGUCACCAACUUUAAAAAAACUCUAACUAAAGUUGUCUAUUCAUUUUUUUACAUACAGGUCCUGUUGAUAAGGUGGAUCAGGUAACAGGUCAUCUAAAACUCUAUUAACAACCACUGAUAUUGAACCUAAGCCAUGUUUCAUACCCAGCAAAUCUUAAUGCUGAAUUCUCUGUCAAUACAGAGAUUCGGAAUCUCAUUUACAGCAAAUGUCAUCAACAUCAGACACAAUUUAACAAUUUAUCAAAUUGGGAAAUGAGAAGAUAAAAAUUGUCCAAAAAAGUUCUUAAGGAUGAACUGGCAUAAAACUACUUAUUUUUAUGUAAAAAUAAUGACCAGCAAAGAGAAUUAUU
This is a messenger RNA of Porites evermanni, 3017 nucleotides long. Lineage: Eukaryota; Metazoa; Cnidaria; Anthozoa; Scleractinia; Poritidae. The record is from the annotation of a GenBank genome assembly.